Suillus fuscotomentosus is the source of this 704-nucleotide messenger RNA. RefSeq lists its product as uncharacterized. Lineage: Eukaryota; Fungi; Basidiomycota; Agaricomycetes; Boletales; Suillaceae. Gene Ontology annotation, cellular component: MutLalpha complex. Bases 176 to 415 code for a protein of 79 amino acids. The record is from RefSeq and is a predicted model, not a curated record. Gene Ontology annotation, biological process: mismatch repair. The transcript has 4 exons. Gene Ontology annotation, molecular function: ATP hydrolysis activity; ATP-dependent DNA damage sensor activity.
CGAAGGAACAACACUCAUUUUCCUCCCCUGAAGGAGCGCGUAGUGCUCCUUCGAUUUGUGCCGAAGGCACAACGGGCGUGAGCUCGUUGAUGCAUUGAUGAAGUCAGAGGUAACGUAACAAUCACGUGAUUAGUUCAAGAUCGUGAACGUGAGCUCGCUACUCUUGACUCUGAGCAUGGCAAGUGGUCGUUGCUCUCCUUCUCUAGAAUCACCUGGCCCUCAACCGAUAAGAAGACUCCACGAGUCCCUCAUCAACCUAAUUGCAGCAGGCGAAAUUAUACACAGACUCGCUUCUGCGUUAAAAGAGCUGCUGGAAAAUAGCCUCAACGACGGGUCCACUUCUAUUCAAGUCACCAUGAAGGAUGGCGGUAUGAAGCUGCUUCAGAUUCAGGACAACCGGCUGUGGUAUUCGUAAGACCUACCCUGGCUCGCUGAGCAUUUUACUACCUCCAAAUUGACCACCUUUUCUGACCUCUCCAAGCUGACUACUCACGGGAGGCUCUGGCAUCUAUAUCACACGUCGCGCACCUGACAGUGAUCACGAAGACCAAGUCAAGCAACUGUGCUUGGAGGCUGCUUACGUUUUUGGCGGUCUCGUCCCGUCGAAAGCGAGAUCGGAGACUUCAAUGAAUGUCAUCAUGCAGCACUACAUCCAGAAAGACAUCGCGUGCUCAUUUUUUGGCAUCUUCGAUGUCCACCUACCC